Molecule: messenger RNA, 954 nt
Organism: Orbilia oligospora ATCC 24927
Lineage: Eukaryota; Fungi; Ascomycota; Orbiliomycetes; Orbiliales; Orbiliaceae
Exons: 2
Coding region: 1-954 (317 amino acids)
Source: RefSeq, a predicted model, not a curated record
AUGGCAGAUCCAUCAGUUCCUGAACCACUAGCUGAGGGGGACAAUAUUCUUCAUCGGUCUAAUAAUUCCCUUCGACACCCCGACCUGCCAAUCGCGGGCGGCGAGCUCCCCUGGCAGUAUCAGGACCACAACCGCCGUGAACAAUAUACCUACAAACUCAUCUGCCUGGACAAGGACCUCAUCAUCUACGACGAUGAUUCAACCACCGCCACCACCACCAAGUUCAAGAGAAAUUCAUUCCGUAGAUCCCAAUACCAAAUCAAGGCUAAUAAUGAUAACAAUGAUGAUGAUGGUGGUAAUGAUGAGAAACCUCAAAUCAGUUCCACCAACGCCUCGGGAAACGACCCCAAAAAGCCAGAGAAUAAUCCAAUGCAAUCAGCCACGUACAAAGACUUCGACAACCCCACCGCUCUCAUUAACGAUCCAAUCUCAGAACUCUCGAAAAUUGCAACAACAAGGCCUAGGAAUUACAGACCAACAUAUAGGUACUUCCUCAGAGAAGCCCAGGAUUUCGAUUACGGCGACAUGCUCGCGAUCUUUUCGGUCUGUAGAUCCUACGACGACGAUUAUAUCCGUCCGAUAAUGGAGUUGAUGCCGGACGCUCUCUUUGCAAUUCAAACGAUCAAGGCUAGUCUCAAUGCCGAUGAAAUGAAAAACGGAACAAAUAAGGAGUGGGAGAUGGCUCAAUUGUUCUAUUUCAUGGUGGAAGGAGGUCAUGCUUGUUUGUUUUUGGAACGAAGAGAGGCGAGCAGAUUGAAGAUUUCGGCUGAAAUUAGAGAAUUCAUUCAGCAGGAGCCGGAGGAUGGGGAGGGAAAGGUGGAGCGGCAGGUUACUCCGAAGCGUUCACUAAUCCGCAAGUUACUCAGACUUCCACCAAAGAAGCCAAAAAGGCCCUUAACCGAGGAGGAGAUCCGUCGUACCGAGGAAAUCAUCAUGGCCAUUCGCAUCAUCUAG